Notodromas monacha is the source of this 2502-nucleotide messenger RNA. Lineage: Eukaryota; Metazoa; Arthropoda; Ostracoda; Podocopida; Cyprididae. The record is from the annotation of a GenBank genome assembly.
AUGGAAACUUAUUUCAAUGAUGAAAAGCUGGACUCGGCAAAAGAAUCGUCAUUGCUAAAAGCAUAUUUUUGCGUUUUGGAAUAUUGCGAUCGAAUUUCUGAUACUUUCGGGAUAUUCAUCGCCUGUUUGCACGCAACUUUGUUCGUCACUUUCGUCUGUUGUUUGUACAUCGUUGUCACUACAUUGCCAACAAUUCAAGAGACAAUAUCAACAAACGAAGCCAUUGUCUACGGGGGUUUGUUUGUAGUUUAUCUGGUUCCAUUCAUCAUCUUCAACCAUUCAGCGCAAAAGGUCAUGGAUCUCGAUGACGGGAUAAAAUCGAUUAUUUUAAGAGGAAAGAAGAACUCGAUCGGUUUCCAAGUGAAAGAGUCAAAGUUGGACCGAAUUCUGCUUCAACAACCGAUUCGAUUGUCAGCCUACGGAUUUUUCAACCUCGGACUUUUCCCGUUCACUGAAAUUUUCAGCAAGAGUCCGAAAUUCAAAUGGAUUUCGGUAGGGACAUUUCUCGCCUUGUUGAACGUCGUGGCAGCAUUCGCUUUCUUGGCAACCCCAUGGAUUUUCCUAAGAAACUUCGAAAACUAUGCGACUGUUUAUACGGAACAAGCGAGACAAGGAAGCGUGGUUUUGCAAAUCGGCGUAGUUGCUUUCGGCUUUUCAUUUUGCAUUGCCGUGCAAUUGGCGCAAGGAAAGAAGUUUGCGAAAUUUUUGGAAGACAAGGAGGAUUUCUUGAAUAUCGUGCCAACAGAAAAUAAUAAUUUCGUGCAAUGGAAAGCUCUUCUGGUCAUCGUGUUAUCUUCAGGAUUGUACGAAUUCUCGACAUACUUCGGGCAGACUUAUCAAUUCAACUACAAACUAUGGGGAUCCAACAUGUUCUACCACAUCAUAAUCCUGACAGUUUACAUCUGGUCAGUGACAGAGGAGUGCAAAAAUUGCUUUCAAAGCUUUCACGAACAACUGCAGGCUUACUUCUCAGCUGGGAAGCUGGAUUCGCACACCGAGUCAGAAUUGGCAGACACUUAUUUCGCAAUGUGUGAAUUUUGCGAGCGAAUCACAGAAGUGUUUGGAAGAUUCCUCGCUGCCUUGCAUGCAAAUUUCUUCGUCAUGUUCGUGGUCUGCUUGUACAUUUCCAUCACCACAUUGCCCACGGCACAUGAUUUAAUUUCUGCAAAGCAAACGAUUCUCUACGGCGGGUUGUUCAUUGUUUACGUCAGUCCGUUUGUGCUCUUCAACAAUUCUGCGCAAAAAAUCAUGGACUUGAAAUUAUGGAAUUUCGCCAUAUUCUACCACAUGGUAUUUCUGAAAGUUUAUAUCUGGUCAGUGACAGAGGAGUGCAAAAAUUGCUUUGAAGGAAUUCGCCAACAACUGCAGGUUUACUACACAGCCGGAAAGUUGGAUUUGCAAACCGAGUCAGAAUUAGCAAGGGCUUAUUUUGCGAUGUCAGAUUUUUGCGAGCGGAUCACAGAUGUGUUUGGACAAUGCGUCGCUGCCUUGCAUGCCAAUAUGUUUGCCAUGUUCGUAGUCUGCUUGUAUGUUUUCAUCAACACAUUGCCAAAAGCUCAUGAAAUAAGUUCUGCAAAGCAACUGAUUCCCUAUGGGGGGCUGUUCAUUGUUUUUGUCGGUCCGUUCGUAUUGUUCAACAAUACAGUGCAAAAAAUCAUGGACAUGGAUGACGAUAUUAAGACCAAAGUCGUCAGAGGCAAACAAGAAUGGCCACAUUUUCGAACGACGGACUCCAGAUUGGAUCGGAUUUUAUGGCAAGAACCCCUUCGACUCACCGCCAAUGGAUAUUUCAAUUUGGGCCGAAAAUUGAUGACACAAAUGCUGGGACUCAUUCUCACUUAUUUGAUAAUUUUACUACAGUUCAACGGUGAACAAAAUACGGCCAACUGCAUCCCAAAAGACAAACAACCUUCAUGAAAGUGUUGCUGAUGAUUUAUUUAUUCAUUUUUCCCAGCCAGCGAAAUAAUCAUUGAUGGCUUACAGUUGUUGCGAUGACGCGUGGUCAAUCACAAUGUAUAUUUGACCAAAUUUAUAAAUUAUCCUAUUCGAUGGCGAAUCUUUAUCGAUUAGUGACGAGGUCAAUUUUAAAACUUUAUUUUACUUGGGGUUAAGCGAACAAUAAUUCGCAAAAUUAAUAUUACGAACGAAGAAAUUAGCAAAUUUGCAUCACCCGUCAUUGAAUGAAAAAUUCAAGGUAACGCAAAUUUCAUUACUGUAGAGCAGAACAGUAAAUAAAUAUCGGCAUCCCAACCAAACAAGCGUACAGAAAAAAAUGUAAUCAUUUGGUUAAAUUUAAAAUAUUACAGGUCCAAAAUUUAUUUUGUGCAGUAUUCAGACACACAACUUAGUACUGUACUAAGGCGUACAAUCAGAUUUUCAAAGAUUUACACUGGAAAAAAAAAACUUGUGCGCAUUUCACUCGGGGGAAUGUAAUAUUGUUGUUAGAUACAGUACUCCAAAUUUUUAAUCUUGUUUUUCAAACACUGCUGUCAAGUACUGCCC